AUGCGACUCAGUGGUUUGUUUCUUUUAAUUCCAUGCAUUAUUCUUUUACCAAUUUUUCUGUAUCAAACUACAAAUGGCGGAAAAUUGGCCGGACAGCUGCAAGCGUACACAAAAGUGAAUUGUUUCGAUCUUCUUCAAUCACUGAAUACGCUGAUUCCGAUUAUAAUCAUUGAUGAAAUUAUAUUGGAGCAAAUUGAAGCCAACAAUUGUUUGGAAGCGAAUACACAAAAAAUCAAGAUUGGUGUUGAUAUUUCAUUCAUUUCGAGUUCGUAUUUAACAAACGAUCCGAGAUUCGAAGUUUUCUAUUUCAAAAAUGAUUCGAGCAAAGAUUACGUUGCUUUUGAAACAGAACCGAAACGAAUUAUACCAAAAUUAAAUAAUCUUAAACGAUAUUUCAAUGUUUAUUAUCCUUCUGAUACCACUCGAUUUUUGGAAUAUUGGAAACGAUCCAAGUUUAUUGAUUGUCUUAAUUUAUUUAUUCCGAGAAACACAACGAAUUAUUGGAAAGGAUCGCCAGCUGCGACGAGAUCAUUGGCAGUUCUACGAGAUUUGCUUUUGGAUUAUAAUAUGUUCGCAUUUCUAAACGGCGGCACCUUAUUGGGUUGGUAUCGCGAAUGCACUAUCAUUCCGCAUACGCACGACAUGGAUCUCGCUGUAUUCGCCGAACAAUAUAACGACAAUUUCACUCAGCAUUUGAUAAACGGCACUCUUCCGUUUAAAAUAAAACGAAAAUUUGGAAAACCGGACGAUUCCCAAGAAAUGACUGUUCAACGAAAGCAAGGAUCAACAAUGCUCAUCGAUAUAUUUUUUAUGUAUUCGGAAAAAAAUGAGAACGGUACAUUUAGUUAUGUUGGAGGACAUGCUCCGGAUGGUUCGAAGUUCAAGUACACCUACCCUCCGUACAAUCCGUAUUGCGCCGCUGACCUUCAUGGCCACAUUUUCUGGAUAACGUGCACACCAUUGGAAAUGCUCAAGCAUGAAUAUGGAAAAUUGUGGUAUAUGGACCAUCCAACCUCAAAAUAUUCGUGGUCUUCUUCGAGUUUCAACGUUAAAAGAAAUGGCAAAUGGAAAAAAGAAGAAAUGAAAGACGUUUAUAUCAUUUUCUAG
This is a messenger RNA of Caenorhabditis bovis, 1107 nucleotides long. The record is from the annotation of a GenBank genome assembly. Lineage: Eukaryota; Metazoa; Nematoda; Chromadorea; Rhabditida; Rhabditidae.